AUGAGCACUCCGAUAUCCGCCUACACCUUCGACGCCGAGGGAAUGACCUGGAUCACUUGUGAUCUAUGCAGCGGCUCCUUUCAACGUGGCUCUCAACUGUGUGUUCUCUGCGGUGGCUCCAAGCUUCGCAGGGUGUCGUACGACUACCUCGUCAAGGCAAUAGGUCCGCCGAAAAACUCGAGUCAGCAGUCGAUGCCUCCCAAGGACAGCGAUAGCAGCAGCAACCUUGGCAAUGGCCGUGGACCGACCAAUGGUAACAAAGUCUAG
Molecule: messenger RNA, 267 nt
Organism: Ilyonectria robusta
Lineage: Eukaryota; Fungi; Ascomycota; Sordariomycetes; Hypocreales; Nectriaceae
Exons: 2
Coding region: 1-267 (88 amino acids)
Source: RefSeq, a predicted model, not a curated record